This is a messenger RNA of Oppia nitens, 1574 nucleotides long. RefSeq lists its product as uncharacterized. The transcript is spliced from 2 exons. Bases 212 to 1513 code for a protein of 433 amino acids. NCBI's taxonomy places the organism in Eukaryota, Metazoa, Arthropoda, Arachnida, Sarcoptiformes, Oppiidae. Gene Ontology annotation, molecular function: protein binding. The record is from RefSeq and is a predicted model, not a curated record.
GUUUUGGUUUUGAAUAUAAUUAAUACAUAUAUCGUAUACACAGUCAGUGAGUGUAUUAAACAAACCGUUUCAUCGAUUGAUUGAUUGAUCGAUUGAGUGGCCAAACAAUCAAAACAUUACCGCCGAUAAUAUCCAAUCAAUCAAUUUAGUGGACACACACUAACACAUACCUCCAGUGGACCGACCGACAGACCCGACCCGACCCGCGUCAAUGUUGUCCAGCAGUAUUAAACGCCUGAACCGGUCGACUCGGCUGAUGACUGCCGACGAUAUAUCCGAUUCGGCAAUGGCCAACCGGCCGUCGGCUGCCUUCAACCAGUGUUGGUACUAUUUGCAACAGUCGGCCUACGAUCGGGCACUGGACGAAUCAACAAAAAUCAUCCGACGCGAACCAAACAACCCGGAAGGCUAUGUCCUGAAGUCCCGAUCGUUGUUUCAAUUGAAACGUUACGAAGAGUCCGAGGAUGUACUGUUGCAAGUGAUGCGUAUCGCCGAACAAACACAACUGACCAGAACCGAUAUGGAAGGAGUGGUUAAGCUAAAGGACGAGUUGGCCAACUCCAGGGUUGAGAUACUACGGGCCAACAACUUUCGGGAGCCCAUGGAUAUCGCCGAAAUGCAUUGGAAUGACUAUCAUAAGCCGAUACUCGAUCUGAUUGGUUUUGCAUCGUUGGCCACUUAUAAGAGAGGCAGCGGCGGCUCCGGUGGUGGACACAAUGAUGAUCGACCUAUGGAAGUGGAUCAAGAAAUUAUCGAUAUAGUUGGUCCCGAACGGGCCCGGCAAUUGUAUCCCGAUCUAUUAAUUGAUACACCAAAAGCUAUGAGUACGCCUAACCAGCGCCGCGAUGUGCGGCCGUUAGCGGCGGCCACUGAUUAUACUAACCGAAGUAGUAGUAGUGGUGGUGGUCGUCCGCAGGCGGGAGGACGCAGUGGUGGCGGCACUGAAGAUGAUUCAUCACUGAGAGCCGCUGGACUUAAAACGUCGCUAAUGUUGGCCGAAGAAAAAGGCCGUAAACUUGAAUCGGAACUGAAGAAAGUUUACGAACAUUUGCUGAAACUGAACGGCGAAAAGAAACAAUUGGAACGCAAAUGCCGAACAUUGGAAGACCAGUUGGACAAAGCGCUGGCCGGCGGCGGACCGGGAAAACAGCGUCACCGACAGCAUACGGAAGUGAUUGAUUUGGAGCCACAACAACAAUACAGACAACAGCCGAUUCGUGUGCCGACCACUGCUCAGCGCUAUAAAGAAUCGGUAGCCACUUCGGCACUACAGUCGUCGACAUUCAACGAGGACAGCCAGCUGUACGGCACCGGUACUGACUAUAAUAGUAGUAGUCGUAGAGCCGGCAGUGGUUUUGGUGGUGGCGGUGGCGGUAGAAAAACUAAAGCUGAUCCAUACGAGCGUAUAUUUCGUCGCGAUAAUCAACCACAACAACAACAUCGGGACAAUAGUGGCAGUAGUUUUGACUCCCGAUUCCAGUUUGGCGGCAAUCUUAGGACAACUAAUCCGUAAAAGUAGUAAUCACACAUAAGUAGUGUUUAAAUCAAAAUAAUAAACACUUGAUAUUCAUUUA